This is a messenger RNA of Brassicogethes aeneus, 2077 nucleotides long. NCBI's taxonomy places the organism in Eukaryota, Metazoa, Arthropoda, Insecta, Coleoptera, Nitidulidae. The record is from the annotation of a GenBank genome assembly.
UGAAGACGGUAAAUUUUAAGCGGUUAUUUAAAACAGGUAAAUACCUAAUAAAUUUUUUUUUAUUAAUUUUAUAGAAUAUUUUUUGUAAAAGCGAAAUUUUAGUAAUAAUGGAAAGAAGUAUUGAAAAUAUUGUGUCGCAAAUUUUGCAAAGUCCAGAGUUGCGUAGCACACUUGAAAACACAGUAAGAAAUAUACAAAAUCCCAGACCAUCAACCACAUCCUUAUUAAACGUUUCUCCAUCACCAAGAACAUUUAAUUCACCAGCAGAGAUUUUGCACCCAUCAUUGUCUGUUUCCCAGGAAUUACAUAGAGCUUUCCCUAGUAUUAGACCCUCAACAAAUAGUACUCCAGGAAGUUCUAGAAGGGGUAGUAAACGAAAGAGGAAUCCAGAAGUUUAUUUCUGUAAAGAUGUAAUUUUAGUCAAGUGUCCAAAUGAAGAUAAAACCUUAAGAGGGAUAAGCAAAUCUUAUGCAUUUGAAAAAGGGUAUGCUGUGUCAAAUGUAGAAUUUAAUAUUAAUUGGACGUUUGAAGAAACGCUUGCCUUCAUUAAAAUGCUAUUUAACAAACAUUUAGCUGAAGUGGACUGCGAGAUUAUGGUUCCCAUGGGUGGUAGGCUGGUUAGACCAAGUCUGCCACCUGGUAAGGAAUUGGAUGGUAGGUCCCUGAAAUCGAUUUUUUAUCAAAAAACAGUUUAUAUAAGGCCUUCAAUAGCACUUUCUGGUAGUGAUAUUGAAGAUGAAGAAGAAAUGGACUUACCUGAACCAUCCAAUUCUGAACAGGACGUGAUGAAUGAUAAUAUAACUGACGAUUAUGAUAAUUUGUUCAAAACCGAUUUAGAAUUAGCAAUAAAAAACAGCCUUAAUGAGGUAAAUGAUAAACAGGAGAAAACAUUGAAAGACAUUAUUCAAGAUUUGAAGGAUAAGAUUAAUGAUGACCGAAUAACUCAAAUUAAUGUUUAUAGAGAAGAUAUAUUUAAUUGCUGCCUAAGAGCAAUUAAUAGAAAAUCAUUUAAUCCAUUUAAUAAAAUUUCUUGUAAAUUUAGCGACAUCGAAGGUCGUUCUGAAGAGGCGGUUGAUUUAGGAGGCCCCUCACGAGAGGUAUUUCGCCUAGUAAUUGAAUAUCUACAAAACAGUAGGCUUUUUUUUGGUGAUAAAAAAAAAUCAAUUCAGUUGGAUCAAGAAUCAAUGGAAAAAGGUCAUUAUUUAGGCGCAGGUCGUUUAAUAUCAUUAUCCCUUAUUCAUGGAGGGCCUGUACCCCAUUUUUUUACGGAAAGUCUUUUUUCUCUUUUAACUUCGGGACCUGCAGACAAUGUUCCUAAUGUAGACGAUUUGGAGGAGGAUAUAAAAAAAAAAGUUUUGAAAUUAAAUGAAAUAGAAGAUAUUAACGUGCUCCAAGAUUAUGUGACAGAAGAACCUAUAUUUGCGAUAGCAGGUUGUCAUUUUAUAAAAAGUAUGGAAGAGAAGCAAACGGUAUUUAGAGACAUUGUACAAUUUUACGGUUUUCACCGAGUUCGACCUGCGUUGAAGCAACUAAAAAAUGGGCUAGAAACAGGAAAUGUGCUGAAUUUGAUGAAAAAGUAUCCAGAGGUUUUUAAAAAAGUUAUGUGUGGAGACAAAAUUGAACUCACUGCCGAUUUCAUGCAGAAUUUGUUUUCGGUAGAGUUUUCGGAAAUUGGGAGUUCAAAACGAUUGAUCGAAAACAGAAUUAUAUCAUUUUGGCGUGACUUCAUCUUAGACUGCAGUGGUAUGUAUAGCAAGUUUUAUUUUUCUAUUGUUUAUAUCUAGUUUUAUGUAGAGGAGAAUAGCGAAGUCGACUUGCAAAAAAUUUUAAUAUUUUGCACUGGUGCCGAUGAACUGCCACCACUAGGGUUCCAUGAGGUACCAAAAAUAAUGUUCCUUCAUGAUGAAAACGUCUACCCAAGAUCCAACACAUGUGCGUUACAGUUGCAUCUUCCAACUGUUCAGAAAACGUACGCGGAUUUUAGCAAAGAUGUCAAGUUUGGUAUUGGCAAUGCAGACCAAUUUGGUUUUGCUUAAUAUUUUAAUACUUAAGUACAUUUUUUAUUUUUAAAUUAUCA